UUUUUUUUUCUUUUUUAAUGUAUCUAGCGUGACCAUGUUCAUAUCAUUGAUAAGAUCUCGUAUAUCACAUAGUCCAUCUGGUGGUUUCUUCACGUUGUGUUCAUCACGUGUGCUACAACAACGACCUACUGUGAACAGUUCUCGAUAUAUCGGAUCAAGUCAUUGUGAGGAAAAGACAAAAAAGACAAGCUGCUGUCAUGGGGAUAAGAAACAACAAGAUAUGACAAUUUUUUCAAAGACUUUUUGGAUGGAUUCUAUUAGUUGGAAAAGAACGAGGGUGAAUACAUUAAGAUGUCUUAUAGGAUGUACGACAGGUGAUUUUGCCACAAUGUGGUACCUUCAAUAUUAUUAUCCCACCAUAUCGCCCAUGAUUUCUAUGACUGCUGCUGUGGCUGCUGGGUUGACAACUUCACUUGCAUUGGAAACAGUUUUAUUGAAAAGAACAAUACCUGGCAUUGGAUACAUGAGUGCAUUCAAGACAGCGAUGGAAAUGUCAUUUGCUUCUAUGAUUGCUAUGGAAAUGGCCGAGAAUAUAGUGGAUUGGCAUUUGAUGGGUGGACAAGUUAUAUUUGAUGAUCCUAAAUUCUGGAUGGCGGCUUUAAUUAGUACUGGAGCAGGCUAUUUGGUACCAUUACCUUAUAACUAUUGGCGUUUGAAGGCUUUGGGAAAGGCAUGUCAUUGACUGGAUAUGAUUUUGAAAUAGAAUAUAACUGUUAAUUAGUAUAGAUAUAUAUAUGUAGAAUAGAAAAAAAAUAUGAUUCUUUAUUUUCAAAUAAUAAUAAAAUAAAAUAAAAAGAAUUAUAAUAAACUAUAUACAAAAAAAAACGAAGUAAAUAA
Halteromyces radiatus is the source of this 837-nucleotide messenger RNA. RefSeq lists its product as uncharacterized. Lineage: Eukaryota; Fungi; Mucoromycota; Mucoromycetes; Mucorales; Cunninghamellaceae. The record is from RefSeq and is a predicted model, not a curated record. The transcript has 3 exons. The coding region runs from base 35 to 682 and encodes 215 amino acids.